GUCUGGACUCACUCUCCCAUAUCUCCUCUAAGGCUAGAAUUUGCGUACUUUAUAAACAAUCAUCUACAUGUGUAUUCAGCUAAAUUUUCACCCUGAUCAUUGAGCGGAUUUUCCUAUGGCGUCACCGCAAAGUUCCAGGCAGGACGAUUUGGUCCGGCGCCACCUCUACCUGUUUGAUCUACCGAAGGAGCUCCUUGAGACGUUGACCUUGGCGUCCACAUACACAGCAGUAUCACCGACGACAGAAUAUCACCCGAAACCCAAAGCAGAUCCCUUGAAAUCGGAGGCGGCAGACCAAACAAUCAAAUCCACAUCAUGUGGACUCUGCAGCCAGACGUUCGCUAAUCUACAGGAACAACGCGAACAUGUUCGGUCGGACUAUCAUCGAUAUAAUCUCAAGCGCAAAAUCAAAGCCCAGCCUGCUAUCACGGAGGCGGAAUUCGACCGAUUAAUCGGGGAUUUGGACGAAAGCAUAUCGGGAAGCGAGUCCGAUGAGUCGGAUGCAGAAGAGCAAGAGGAGGCGGACAAGACGCGGGAUAAUUUGAGUCUGUUGUUAAAGAAACAGGCGAAGAUAUCACCCGAGAGCAGCGAGGACUCCACGAAUCAUACCGUACGGUUAGGGAAACAGCCAGUGAUAUGGUUUUCGAGCAAGAUUCUACCAGCGGACACCAAGCUCAGCGUCUAUAGAGCUGUUUUCAGCCAGGCUGAGCAAGAUGAGCCCUCACAUCUAGUCGACACCAUCCGCCGAAAGCAACUGGAGCCAAAACUUCCGCCCAAAAAACCGAAAUCCUCAGCUACCCCGUCCUCUGCCGACUCUCCCACCUAUUUCCUCUGCAUGAUCGGCGGCGGCCACUUCGCCGGCAUGGUCGUGUCCCUCCGCCCCAAGCCCAGCGGCGCCAAAACCCACACCGGCGCCCCCGACCGCCACGCAACCGUCCUCGCGCACAAGACCUUCCACCGGUACACGACGCGCCGCAAACAAGGCGGCGGGCAAUCCUCCAACGACGCCGCGAAAGGCGCAGCGCACUCUGCCGGGUCCUCGCUGCGCCGCUACAACGAAGCGGCGCUGAUCGCCGAGAUACGCGCGCUGCUGGUCGAGUGGAAGCCGAUGAUCGAUGCGGCGGAGCUGCUGUUCGUGCGCGCGGCGGGGACGGCGAAUCGCGCGACGCUGUUCGGGGAGCAUCAUGGGCAGGCGAUCCGGAGGGAUGAUCCGAGGAUACGUGGGUUUCCGUUUAGUACGCGGAGGGCGACGCAGGGGGAGUUGAUGCGGGCGUUCGUGGAGGUGACAAAAGCGAAAGUGGCGAAAGUGGAGGAGGAACCCCAUCGGGACCAGUUGGCGGGGCUCGGUGCGCCGCAACGGAAACAGUCACCGUCGAGGAAGCCGGCACCGGAGAAAAAGGUGUUGUCAGAAGAAGAGCAGAUGCAGAUGCAUCACACGACACAGAUCGCGUCAUUGAUUCGUCGUGCACGCGCGCCUGCUCUACUAUCCUAUCUCUCAUCCAAUUCUCUCGACGCGGAUUACAACCUCCACCCCGACGUCGCCAUCCCCGGCAUCCCAUCCCACCAGCGCGCUUCCCUCGCCGCACCGCUCCACCUCGCCUCCAAGCUCUCCAUCCCCGCCAUCGUAUCAGCCCUCCUCGUCAAAGGCAACUCGAACCCCACCACCCGCAACGCCGACGGCAAAACCGCCGCCCAACUCGCCAGUGAUCGCGCUACCAAAGACGCCUUUCGGAUCGCACGCGCCGAGAUCGGCGAGACGAAAUGGAACUGGGACGCCGCGGCGGUGGGCGCUCCGCUGUCGAAAGCCGAGGUGGUAGCACAGGUGGCGCGGGAGAAGGCGGAGGCAGAGGCAGAGGAAACGGAGCGGCGAAAGGUGGAGAUGGAUCGGAUUGAGCAGGAGCGGGAGGAGGAGGGGAGGCGGGAGAGGGAGAGGGAGGGGGCGCGGUGGGGGAGGGGGUCGACGGUGGCGGGGAAGGCAGUGGGGAAGAUUGCGGCGGGGAGGAAUCAGUCUGGGCAGGAGAGGAGGGAGGAGGAGAUGAGGGGAAUGGAUGCGCAGAUGAGGAUGAGGGUGGAGCGGGAGAGGAGGGCGAGGGCUGCGGAGGAAAGGAUGAGAAGGUUACAAGGGGAUUCGUGACAUAUAACUACAAUGUUCAAAGCGAAAAGACCAAGCAGAGGCUGAGUUUGGGACUAUGAUCAACGCGUCAUAUUUGGUUGGCAAAGCUCAUAUACACAGUGAUAGCUUUUGGAAGCAUUAAGAAAGGAAUAUUUGCGUCCUCGUCUCGUUCCGUAUACAGCGCUCAACUAUUAUC
Eremomyces bilateralis CBS 781.70 is the source of this 2309-nucleotide messenger RNA. RefSeq lists its product as uncharacterized. Bases 116 to 2134 code for a protein of 672 amino acids. NCBI's taxonomy places the organism in Eukaryota, Fungi, Ascomycota, Dothideomycetes, Eremomycetales, Eremomycetaceae. The transcript is spliced from 2 exons. The record is from RefSeq and is a predicted model, not a curated record.